Messenger RNA from Hyla sarda, 537 nucleotides. RefSeq names its product cytochrome b-c1 complex subunit 8. NCBI's taxonomy places the organism in Eukaryota, Metazoa, Chordata, Amphibia, Anura, Hylidae. The transcript is spliced from 3 exons. The record is from RefSeq and is a predicted model, not a curated record. The coding region runs from base 162 to 410 and encodes 82 amino acids. Gene Ontology annotation, biological process: mitochondrial electron transport, ubiquinol to cytochrome c.
GCACCGGGGGGCGGUUGUGUAACGUGUCCCCUGCCUUGCUUAUUGUGUUGUUAGCUCUUCGGCCUGUCUCCCGGGCUGCGCACUGUCUUGUGCACGGACAUGGAUUCCUCCUCUACUUCUAGCAGAGGUUAAUGGCCCAGUAACCCUUGAGCUAGUAAACCAUGGGGCUGCACUUUGGAGAUCUCGCCAAGGUCCGCCAUGUCAUCACCUUCACAUUGUCUCCAUUUGAACAGAGAGCUUUUGCCAACGCCUUGUCCAAAGGGAUCCCCAACAUUUGGAGAAGGUUCUCAUCCAACUUCCUCACUAUAGUACCACCUUUUGCUUUGGCAUAUUUGACCUACAACUGGGGAACCCAUGAACAUCAGAGACUGAAGAGGAAGGACCCCUCCGUGUUUGAAAAUGACCAGUAAAGCAAUCUUCCUCCGGCCAUUACAUCCACUAGAACUCUCUAAGGCUCUUCAGAGCUGCAUCCUAUGAAAAGGAUUAUUUAUUGCAGCGUGAAGUCUGACUUUCCAUAUAAUAAAAUUAUUUACUCUU